Messenger RNA from Aureobasidium melanogenum CBS 110374, 834 nucleotides. RefSeq lists its product as uncharacterized. Bases 1 to 834 code for a protein of 277 amino acids. Gene Ontology annotation, biological process: mitochondrion organization. The transcript has a single exon. Gene Ontology annotation, cellular component: SAM complex. The record is from RefSeq and is a predicted model, not a curated record. NCBI's taxonomy places the organism in Eukaryota, Fungi, Ascomycota, Dothideomycetes, Dothideales, Saccotheciaceae.
AUGUUUGCAGUGCCACCGGUCAUCAGACAAGUGUUCGCAAAGUACCCUCUAUCAACAUACGCAGCCAAUGCGCUUCCGACGCGCUCGCCAACACACAGAGAUCAACACACUCUAUACACAUGGACAACAGCAGAAGAAGCCAGCGCAAACAAAGCCUCGUUCAAUCCGACGUGUCUGAAGUGGCAGACAUAUCUCCUCUUCCAGGGUAUCCCAUUCCGCAGCCGACCUUCCAACAACCACGCCUCGCCCUCGGGCUCCCUACCCUUCCUCCUUCCAGCAAACUCAUCCACUCCAAUCGCAUCCAGCAAGCUUGAAUCGUGGUCUAGCACACACAGCGACAGUAAAAGCAAAGGCCGUUCCUCCGACACACAGUCCUCGCGCCAAGAUGUGUAUACUUCGCUACUCGAACACGCCGUGAGAAGAGCAUGGCUCUACCUCCUCUACCUCGACCCCGACAACUUCGAUCACGUCGCUACAAGACUCUACGUCACGCCUUCCUCCUCCAAUACUUUUGUUGCAAUGGCAAUUUCGUAUCAACUGCGCGAUGCCGCUACUCAAGAGCUUUUGAAGACGACACCCGCUGUAAAAGCACAGGAUCUCUUGGACGAGGCUGUUGAUGCAUUUGCUGCUCUGUCGACUCUGCUGGGAGAAGACACUUGGUACUUUGGAAACAAAACACCGACACUGUUUGAUGCGAGUGUGUUUGCUUAUACCCAUCUGUUGCUGGAUGAGACUAUGGGCUGGAAACAUAAUCCUUUGGCUCACAAGUUGGCUACUUUCCACAAUCUGAUCGACCAUCGCAAUCGCAUCUUGAGGGAUUAUUACCGCUCUUGA